CUCUCUCUUCAGCAGCUUCGGCCGCCGCUUGUUUGGAGGUCGCUGGUUUGAUCUCCCACCAGCGGAUGGCGAGGACUUGGCUUGUCAAUGCUAGGGGAAUUGCAAGAAAAGUAAAGAAUGCUAACCGCUUUUCAAAUUAUCAAAUCAAAGAGUUAGGCAUUGAAGCACAUCGUGAAUGCCCUAGCUGCAAUCAUAUUAUUGAUAACAGCGAUGUUUCUUUGGAGUGGCCAGGUCUUCCUGCUGGUGUGAAGUUUGAUCCAACAGAUAUUGAGCUUCUGGAACAUUUAGCAGGGAAGACCGGGCUAGCUAAGGCUCACAUGUUCAUUGAUGAAUUUAUUCCCACCGUUGAGGAUGCUCGAGGAAUAUGCUAUACACAUCCUGAAAACCUUCCUGGUGUUAAGAAAGAUGGAAGCAGCAUUCACUUCUUCCACAGAAUAUCGAAUGCUUAUGCUACUGGCCACCGUAAACGCCGAAAAAUAGGCGAAUGCAACAGCACCUCUGAGGAGAGAGUGAGAUGGCAUAAGACUGGUAAAACUAAGCCUGUGAUGGAGAAUGGUGUCCCAAAAGGUUGGAAGAAGAUAAUGGUGCUUUACAGGAGUUUGAAGAAGGGUUGUAAGCCGGAUAAAGCUAACUGGGUGAUGCACCAGUACCAUCUUGGCAUUGAUGAAGAUGAAAAAGAUGGGGAGCUGGUAGUUUCAAAAAUAUUCUACCAACAAAAUACUAAGCUAACAGAAGGUGAUGCUGAAAAGGUCCAGGAUUCAGAUGUUAGUGUUGGGACUUGUCCAACAACCCCAAAAACAGUUACACCGGAGCUACGCCGUGCAGAGAAGCUGUCCCCUUUAUCCGAAACUCAUGAAUAUAAUGCGUCCCCUUUAUCUGAAACUCAUGAAUAUAAUGCACAGAAGGAAUUGCAUCUGGAAUGUGAGGUACCACCAUCAGUUACUCAACAAAUGGAUAAUGGCGUCAACUCUUUGUGGUUGGCAGGAGAAUCUCAAGCUGUUGAAGAAUUUGAUCCAACUGCCAUAGAUGAGUCGCUACUAUGCCAUGAAGUACUCGAUAGUUUUGGUCUAGCUAAUCCUGAUUUAGACCAUGGAAGGAAUGACAUGCUCAAUAGGAAUGCUAAAACAGCUCCGCUGUUCUCUGAUCUUGAUAACAUAAUUAUCGACACACCCCCAGAUUUUCAACUUGCGGAUCUACAAUUUGGUUCUCAAGACAGUAUCUCAAGUUGGUUAGACCGCUUGUAGAUGAAGAAGACCGGGAGCCACAAAACCCGAUUUUGUCCAUCAUCUGGGUCAUGGCUAUUUGUUUUGUCAAAGUGCUUCAAGGUUCAAUAACCAAAACCCAGUUUUGACUUUUAUAAGGGUCAUGGCUAUCAGUUCCGUUGAGGUCCUAUACCCUCUACUGUAUAAAGCUUAAGUUUAGACCAGAUAACAUUUCUCAAAUCUUCUAUAUUUGUAUCCUUGAUUACUGGCAUCGACAAACGUGUCUUAAUCUUAUCAAUGGUACUUGUUAUAUUUUGUUACUAGAGAGUGAGAUAGAAGAUAUUUCAGAAUUG
Asparagus officinalis (garden asparagus) is the source of this 1555-nucleotide messenger RNA. RefSeq names its product SUPPRESSOR OF GAMMA RESPONSE 1-like. Gene Ontology annotation, molecular function: DNA-binding transcription factor activity; transcription cis-regulatory region binding. The coding region runs from base 66 to 1244 and encodes 392 amino acids. Lineage: Eukaryota; Viridiplantae; Streptophyta; Magnoliopsida; Asparagales; Asparagaceae. Gene Ontology annotation, cellular component: nucleus. Gene Ontology annotation, biological process: regulation of DNA-templated transcription. The transcript has 6 exons. The record is from RefSeq and is a predicted model, not a curated record.